Porites lobata is the source of this 5642-nucleotide messenger RNA. The record is from the annotation of a GenBank genome assembly. NCBI's taxonomy places the organism in Eukaryota, Metazoa, Cnidaria, Anthozoa, Scleractinia, Poritidae.
UUCUCCCCUUUUUGCUUCCCUCUUCUCAUUUUUUAUUUUAAAAAAUCAUGUAUUCUAUCAGCUCUCGACAACGUGGAAGACGCAGAUGAGUGUAUAGAGUAUGAAAAAGUUGGGUGCUUUUGGGACUUUUUGGUAAAACCUCGCCCUUUGCCGUUGUUGGUAGAAAAUUAUCGUAGUACUUUUGAUUGGAACGAUCCUCGAGAAACCAUCAAGAGGUAAGGCUUAUUAAUUUAAAUGUUUAGCGUUUAGUUCGCUAGAAAGUAAAAUUUAAACGCAACUCUGGGUUAUUUAACAGACAACAUUGAGAGAGAUUUGAGACAGAUUGGUAUUUAACUCCUAUUUCCCAUACCUCAAGAGAUGGUAAUUCUAUGUUGUUUCUGAGACCUCACUCUAGCUGUAACCAGCAUGCCAAUAGUUUCUUCCCAGGGUCUAUAAAUACUGGAACAAGUUACACGGUGAUGUAGUGAAUAUUAAGGAUAACGACAUUUUUAAAUCUGCCGGGCGCGGCCAUCUUAUUAAUCAGGAAGAGUGGUUUUAAUUUUUUAUUUUUAUUCUACUCAAGUGUUUAUUUCAUUAGAGGGAAAAUUUAAUUUUUUUAGUAUAUAAUAAUGUUAUUUAUGGAUCUUUUUUAUCACAAUGUUAUUAUUUUUGUUAAACUGGUGUGAUGCAGUAAUUAACUGCCUUAUUCGGGUGAGUUAAUAAAGUAGAAAUAGAUGUCCCUUUCCUUUUCCACGAAAAUCCCGCAUUCCGAACUUCUUAUAUCACUCUCUCUCUCUCUCUCUUCCGAACUUCUUUUAUCAUCCGUGUUCAAAUUUUGGCAAAUCAAGCUUCCCUGUUAUGGUCCCCAAUAGGUUUUUCGGGAUACGGGAUUUCCCCUAUUUGAAGCUCGGGAUUCAGGAUUUUUAAGCAAAAUCAGAGUGAGAUUGGAGAAUUGAAAGGGUAAGCGGGAGGUGGGAAGCCAAAAAUAACCCUCGGGAUUACGGUAUUGCACGAAGCUUUGGGUCAGGAUUACGGGAUUGAAGAACCUCCUCACUCGUUUUUUGGAAUCAGCCAUUUUUUAGGUGAAUAUUCGACUUCUGAUUGCUUCCUGCCGAAAAUAAACGGAAAUGAAUUAACUAACUAUUAAGAAAAACCAAGCAAGAUGAUACAAGAACAGUAGUUUAUCAAAUUAAAGACGCCAUAAAAAUUAGCAACAAAGGUUCAAACUCGAAAUAAAGUUUUUUAUUGGGUCUCUAAGUCUUUUUUUCUUUUCUGUGGAUCUUUUCACGAACAUUCCUUCAAAAAAAAAAGGUCAUAAGAUAAAAAAAAAACACAAAGAACGAUCACCAUGAUGUAUCGUUAAUUUUUAAAAACGUUACGGCAAACAGUGUUUUUUGGCCAAAAUCUCUCUAAUAAAGGGAUUAUAAAAACUAAGCAAGUGCAACCAUUACCUUUUUUUCUUCCUCUCCUUCCUUCCUCCCCGCUUUUUCUUUUUCUCUUUCUUUCCAGUGUAUUCGAGCUUUUCGGGCGCAAAACCCUAGCUAACUCAAAUGAAAGCAAAUUCGAUAGGUUCGUUUUAAAACAAUCGGCUAGAUGUAGUUCCCUAAAGGUCUACGUAGAGAAUAGAGCGGAGAAUAUGUUUUGCUGGAUUUUUGAGAACGUUAGCCCCGAAUAAAACUCCUCCAUGAAGUCUAUCUCCAAAGUAACCAAUUUAAGAACUAAGAGUAAACUAUUUGUUGUUGUUGUUGUUGUUGUUUUCAAAUGACUAAGUUGCUUAACCCUUUAAGUCCCAAUGGUGUCCAACAUCAAUUUUCUCCUAACCAUAUCCAUUGAUUGUCAAGAGAUUUGGUUAUGAGAAUUAAUAAAUUGAUCACCUAAGAGAAAAUGCUUUGAUCUUUCAUCAAAUUCUCUCAACUCAUUCUUUAAGGAAAUGUUUGGAGAAUUUGUAUGUGGAUAUUGGGGCUUUAGGGAGCUUAAGCAACAACGUUUUUGAGCGACGCACGUCAACCGGAAGUGGCCUUUUUUCAUUUUUUGACGGUGGUUUCGCGCAAAUUUUCAGUCAAAUUGCCUGUAUAACAGUAAACAAGCUAAGGAAUACAAAUUUUAUAUCAUCAAGGCAUGUUAAGAGGGGAAAUACCUCACUUCCGGUUGACGUGCGUCGCUCAAAAACGUCGCUGCUUAAGCUCCCUAAUGUGCCUUGAAAAUUAUCCACCAAUGUAGAGAGGUCUCGAACUGCGCCAGAAAAAUUUCCCAAAGAGGAUAUACUUAUUUUGGUCUUCAAUUCUACGGCGAAUGUUGGAGCGGUGAAAACGCAACGAAGACAUUUGACAGAGAUGGAAGCACUGAUCGUUGUCUCAUGGUCGUCAAUAACAAGGACUACGAAAAAUGUGACGACAGUAGAGACGAACUGUGCGCAGGAAUUGAAUUUUCAAAUUAUGUCUACAGAAUUAUUCAUGCAGGUAUGCUGUUUCAUUUUUAACAACUUCAACUUUCAAUCCCUCCUUGAUUUCACUUACUGGUAAAUGAAAUCCCGGAAACUAAUAUAAGAAAACGCUUUACGCGUUUGGCCGCGGUGGACGCGCACGAUCAUUUUCGUCUCUCACGCGUUUCGCCCGACGGACUAAGGGUGGAUUUCCUCCGCUGAGUACUUUUUACGUGCGUAAGCACGUAAAUUUACGCGCGUACGUAAAAAUUACGCGACAAAGAAAAUUCACCUUAAAAAAGGCAGACUGUUUCUAGUCUAACGCGUGGGGAAUCAGACGAAAUUGGCCAAAAAAGAGAAAGGUGAUUGCUGAAAAAAUAGUAUUUUGGUAGGAAAAUUAUAGACAUUGACGCUUUUGUUGUCACCAUAACAACUUCAACUUCUUCAUUCUUUUCUUUAUACCCGUUUUUUGAGGGAAAACUAUGAUUUAAAUCCUUAAACGAUUAUUUCAGUUUGUAAUAAGGGGCAAAGAAAUACACCCCAUCGUAUGUCCGAAAGAGGUCAUUAUUUAGACAUAAGGGACGGUCUUUUCAUGUGCAUUGUACGCCACGCAAAUAAUUUAUCGAGAUACAAUUCACGAGAGCCACGUCGAGACUGUUUUAAACCCGCCUGUUUACACGGCUCCGGACCAAUUUUUUACCUGUGCAACCCGUUCGGAACAAUACAAAUUCUACAACAGUACUGUUGUCAGGUGUCCUUACACAGUUUUCCAAGUGUCAGCAUUAGAAUGGCCUUUUUUGUCGCUUUUUUGCCAAAGGCGCAUAGCUAGACUCCGUUCUAUUACCGCGUGAACUGUGUAAAAACUUGAAUGGUUCAGGUGUUUGGUCCGCGUAAGAAUGAAUUUUGGCCUACCUCUGAUCAGGUUAAACGCUUGCACAUUUUGCCGUUCAAAAACUAGCGCGGUUCAGUCGGUCCCUUGUAAACGAAAGGGGGAUCUUUGGCAGUUUUUUUCCGUUCAAAAAUUCGUCAGGACCGUCCUGUGUUAAUUGGGUCUUAUGUUGAAAAAAGAUUGAGGCUCUAGAAGCGAAAGAAACGGUGCGCAUUUCGUGUUCCUAAAAUUUCCGUGUGUAUAACGAAUUUAACAACGUACUCCACCCAUGUUAAUUCUUUGCACUUAGUUUAAGGCGUGACUAGCCCCUUCUUAAAAACGAAAUUUUUUCACUAGACACGAUUUUCUUUGUGAAGUAAAUUUCGUAAAAAAAUAUUGACCACCGGAAAAGUGGUUUAAUGAUAAUAAUGUAGCUGUUUAGUAAUAAUGAUACCUGUAGUUCUUCUCAAAGUUUUCUAGCCAUCGAGUUAAAAUCGAAAACACUUUGACAAAACGUUCGUCAUAGUUCAAUGCGCCUUUUUUUAGUGGCGGAGCCACUUCAAACUCUUAACUCCAACCUUCACUGGUAGCGUUGAAACCUAGUAUCGAACAAGAAUAAUACUUUUUAAUUCAUUCGUUAUUUUUUUGUUUUAUGUUUUUGUUUUUCACGAUUUUUUACCAGUUGGCGGUAAUUACACUGUAAGGGGCACCUUUGUUCCUGUGUUACGUUAACGUUUCCAUAAUUGUUGCAGUUGAUGGUAUGUUUUCUGCCUGGUCUGGCUGGAGCCAGUGCAGCGCAAGUUGUGAAGAAGGGCAACGAAAAAGAACGAGAUCAUGCAACAACCCUUCGCCAAGCAAAUGUGGAAAAAAAUGCAUCGGUAACACCGAGGAAGUUGUUCCCUGUAAUACUCAACCUUGUUCACGUAAGAUUUUUUAACUAUGGUCAUUUUUGGCUGAAACAUUAAACAGCUUAUUACCGACCUGGGCACCCACCCGAUCUUCUCUUCCGUAGUACCCUUUAAAUAGCAAGCCGUAACCGAGAAUUAUAUAUUAUUUAGUGAAAUUUGAAAUAUGUACAGCAAUUUCGAGAAAGGUUGUCGGAAAAAGUGCACGCGCCAAUCUCGAAAGGUAUUGUGGGUGGUUUUGAGUUCACUGUUCUUCAAAGAAAUUUGAGAGAAUGGCACGAGAGACCAUGGACAAAUGUUUGCGAGUGCUAAAGGAAAGCAACAAAAGUAGGUUCGAAGGCUACAGUGUCAGGAACAGUGAAUUGAUCGUAUCCCACAUAAUUACCUCUCGGGAUUGUCGCGUGCACAAUUUUUUCCGACAACCUUUCUCGAAAAAGGUGUAUGCACAAGGAGCCCAUGAUAUGCAGUACUCACGCAAGACAAGCUGAAAUAAACAACAUUUUUCUGGAGCCUCGAAACUCUCGGACACCCCUGCUUUCAUUGACUGCUGAUGUUUCAAGAGUUACAAAAAUUGUUUGGGUCAUUCGUCUAUUGUUUCGGUUGUUUCUUGUUGUUGCGGAAGCUAUUUAGCCCAAUAAUUGGAUUCGGCUUUCGUACAUAAAUGUAUGAUCUGCAGAAACAUGAAGAUCACUAAGGGUGUUAUGCACUGAGGUCAAUUAGGCCGCCGAGGCGGAUUAUACCCUCCAAGAUCUUCUUAGUUCUGCAGAUCAUCCGAGAGCAGAAUCUCAUAAUUGCCUUAUUAUUCAUUUAAAAUAAUUCCUAGUUUAGAAAUAAGCUAAAACAUGCUUACCUCCAUCGAAAACUGGCGAGUGACCACUGUAAAAUAAUUCCAGUUAGGUACAGUUUGAAACUUCGGAGAUAAUUUCGCCUGCGAGCGAGCUCUCAGCAGCGCUCUGGCAGCACGGGGGGAGGGGGGAGGAGAGCUUGCAGCCACGUCUCUGGAAUCUGAAUUCCACUUUCAAUUCCCAUGUGGCUCCCCGUCGACUGAGCUUUCAGAUUUCCGCCAAUCAAUGCGAAGCGGAAACGAGCACGAAUGUAAACAAACAUUAAAAAACACGUGCGCCAAGGGUAAUGACGCCAUUAUUAAUGUCAUCUCCGCCAAUCAGCAUUUCGCAUCUACUUUUUCGAUGCAGAUUUUCAAAUUUCAGAGACGUAGUUGCAUGUUGUCCUUCCUUUUCCCACCGCGACGCCAGAGCGCUCCGGAGAGCUUGCUCACGGGUUAGAGAUAGUUUGAAUCAUAGUAAAACUGGCUCCAAUAAUAAAUAAGCUUCCAUGUGAUUCCAUUUUACCAGCACCAGAACCCUGUGAGGAUACCAAUUCAGACUGCAAACUUUAUGAGGAACUGGGACUAUGUAACAACCCAGAUGUGAUUAAAAACUGCAGAAAAUCUUGUGAAGAAUGUUCUUAA